This is a messenger RNA of Fonsecaea erecta, 819 nucleotides long. RefSeq lists its product as hypothetical. The coding region runs from base 1 to 819 and encodes 272 amino acids. The record is from RefSeq and is a predicted model, not a curated record. The transcript is spliced from 2 exons. NCBI's taxonomy places the organism in Eukaryota, Fungi, Ascomycota, Eurotiomycetes, Chaetothyriales, Herpotrichiellaceae.
AUGGGUCUAAAAGCCUCAAAGCCUGACCCCAAUGUGAGGCUCCAGGUGAUAGGCUGCGGCAUGUCCCGCACCGGAACAGCAUCUUUCAGCCAGGCGAUGGAGAUACUUCUCGGUGGACCGGUAUACCAUGGAGGAAGUCAGCUGGUGGGCGCAGGAGAAGACCACAUACGUGCCUGGAUUCGUCUGAGCAAGCACACACCCAUCGAAAGCGAGUUGGACAGAAAUACAGUUCUCCAAGAACUCAAGGCCCUCUUGUCAGGUUACACCGCAGUCACAGAUAUGCCGCCGAUCCUCUUCACCCAGGAACUGGUCGAGUUGUUUCCGGAGGCCAAGGUCAUCUGCACGACACGGGAUCCGGAGGGCUGGUGGAAGAGCAUGGAACCCAUUGCGGCAAAGACAGAUACUGAGGCAGAAAGGAAUGAGAGAGUCCUGGCGUUCCUGCUCGCGCUGUUGCCGACCAUGAGGUAUUGGAAGGCGUUUUCGGACGCGCUGAGACACGGCCGGUUUGGAGAGCUGUUUUAUCGGUCGGGACACAAUCACCCACACCCAGGACAGUACCAGGAGCAUAUGGAAUAUGUGAAAAGGGUUGUCCCACCCGAGCGUCUGUGGUUUUACGACAUCAAGGAGGGCUGGGGACCCUUGUGUAAAAUCCUCGACUGCGACGUGCCAAACACGCCAUUUCCACGUGUCAACGACGCCGAAGCAACGGAUAGAAUCAUCAAGACACAGAUCCAGCGAGGUAUGCUGGCGUGGACUGGUGUAGGUGCGACUGUUGCAGUGGUGGGCUUCAGCUUCUGGCGAAAAUGGACGGCGCGAUAG